GCAUCGGGAUGGGCGACGUGGUGCGCCGCCCUGCUCAUUUUGACGUUCCGAGCAAUUAAGGCUAACGUGUCACCCAUCCCAGGUGAGCUUUUGGAACGGCAACACUGGGACUGCGAGAACGCUGGGCUAUUAGGUCGCGCCAUUCUUCAAAUUCUCAAGCGAGAAGCAGAUCGAAACUCCAUGUGGCUGGAAGAGCUACCUGCAGACGUCCUGGAAGCGGUUUGUGGCUUCCUGGCGGGUUUCGACGCCUUUCAGCUAUCGCACACGAACUCGCGGUGGUUCGCUUUGUUCUCGGACGGGCUACUCUGGCACGAGCGCAUGGUGCACGGCCGCGUCCCGGAGAGCCAGCAACACCUGCUUCACACGUGGAAGCGGCGCUACAUGCAGGCGAGGUCCAUGCUGUUCCAUGGUCUUGGUACAGACGACAAUGACGAUCUAGUGCGGGCGUCCUAUGCCUGCGUCGAGUACCCACCACCGACAGAUUGGGGACAGUUCCGUCGGAUGUACUUUGCGUUACGGACGAUGCACGAGGAGAGCUUCAGCUUCGACUUGUGGUUCUCUCUACUACCAGCAGCGCAGAAGGAGAUGGAGACAGCUAGUUACCCAGGUGGAGUCAUUUUCGGCCUGCAGUCGGAGGAGCGAGACAGCAGAAACUGGCCGCAGUACCACCAACAGUUCAUCAUGGUGGACUCGAAGAGCAACCUCUACUGCUCGGUGCUGGACGCCAGGAAACCAGUGGCCACGGACCUCAAGUUUGACCGCUGGUACCAUCUAGUGCUGACCUACGACCUCGAACACCAAAAGCAGGACGUGUAUGUGGACGGCGAGAACGUUUGGUCUACGACUGGAGCUCUCCAUCGGGAGUGGCAGCAUCUACUUCAUGAACAGGUCGGGACGGGAUACGUCACCUCAGGUGGGGGAGGCUAUCCUCAUGGAGAUUUCGUUGGCUGGUACGGCUUCCACGGACUGCUGGAUGAGUUUCGGUUCUACAGUGGCGUGUUGUCUCUGGACGAGGUGCAGCACCUAGCUCGAGGCGGAGAACUGACGCCCAAAAGACUGAGCGGGACACUGAAAUAUCCUGGGUUGAGAGGACCACAGUCCCGGAUUAACGUGGAGCUGGUGGCCUGCACUAGGCCGGCGGAAGGCCGACCAGUGGAGAUCGUUGCUAUCGAGUCGAGGGCGUCAUUCCCGCCACAGAAGCGUUGUCGCCCACCUCGAGCGCUGUUUGCAUGAAGUUUGAUGUUACAUGUAGUCGAAGGCUUUUGAUUAUCAAGUAUGAGGAAC
Messenger RNA from Phytophthora nicotianae INRA-310, 1284 nucleotides. RefSeq lists its product as hypothetical. The record is from RefSeq and is a predicted model, not a curated record. Lineage: Eukaryota; Oomycota; Peronosporomycetes; Peronosporales; Peronosporaceae. The transcript has a single exon. Bases 181 to 1233 code for a protein of 350 amino acids. Gene Ontology annotation, molecular function: protein binding.